AUGGACAAAUUGAAGCCGCUUUAUCCGUUUGCUCUGCAUCAGGCUAUCUUGAGGCUAUCAUCAGCUUCUAAUUCUUCAGUUUCAAGAUUGUUUCUGACUCGGAGCGUCAAUCGCGGGAGGCAGGUUCUCGUAUCACACAGAAUGGACAGUGGAGUCGGCGUUUGA
Molecule: messenger RNA, 165 nt
Organism: Laccaria bicolor S238N-H82
Lineage: Eukaryota; Fungi; Basidiomycota; Agaricomycetes; Agaricales; Hydnangiaceae
Exons: 1
Coding region: 1-165 (54 amino acids)
Source: RefSeq, a predicted model, not a curated record